AUGGCAUCCUACCCUUUCGUCACAGCUUUAAGCACUCCAAGACGAGAAACGUCGAUCCUUCCUUCAUCUUUCUCGACGCCAUCUGACGCUUAUUGUAAAGUUUUCCUCGAUUCACUUGCCUUAAAGAGGAGUGAAAGUAAGGCAGCUAAUAUGAAUCUGAGGGUGCGAGCGAUGGGAGGAGCACCAAAGUUCAAGGGGACGCAGAUGAGGGAGAAGCAGCUUACGGAGAUGAUAGAGAAGAAGGUAAUGGAAGCGAAGGAGGUGUGCGAGGGAGACCAGACCUCCGACGAGUGCAAGGUGGCAUGGGAUGAGGUGGAAGAGGUGAGCCAAGCCAAGGCCGAUUUCAGGCUUAAGUUGGAGAAACAGGAUCCUCUCGAGUAUUUCUGUCAGGACAAUCCAGAGACCGAUGAGUGUCGAGUCUACGAAGACUAGCCACCCAACUAUGAGCCACCGCCGUCCCCCUGAUCCUGAUGAUCGAAAUGUAGUAUUAGUGUUGCUUGGGCUUUUUUACUUUUACACCCCUCGUUGUAAAUUGAACUCUGUCGUGGUAUUUGCUAUUAUUGUUAUUUACUAUUGAAGAAACUUGAUUAUCGUA
This is a messenger RNA of Hevea brasiliensis (rubber tree), 595 nucleotides long. Its product is annotated as calvin cycle protein CP12-3, chloroplastic. Gene Ontology annotation, biological process: negative regulation of reductive pentose-phosphate cycle. The record is from RefSeq and is a predicted model, not a curated record. Gene Ontology annotation, cellular component: chloroplast. The coding region runs from base 1 to 432 and encodes 143 amino acids. The transcript has a single exon. Lineage: Eukaryota; Viridiplantae; Streptophyta; Magnoliopsida; Malpighiales; Euphorbiaceae.